AUGAAAAUUAUAAUUUUUCUUGGACUCUUGGGAGUUACAUUUUCAGCCCCGCUUAUCCCACAACGCCUUUUGUCUGCGAGCAAUAGCAAUGAGUUACUUCUGAAUCUGAAUAAUGGUCAGUUUUUGCCACUACAGCUUCAGGGCCCAUUUAAUUCAUGGAUCCCCCGCUUCUCUGGCUUUCUACAACAGCAGCAGCAGGCUGGAAUUCCAGGACAGCCGCAGCUCUCACUGUCAACUCUAGACCAGUUUGCUGGACUAUCCCCAAAUCAGAUACCUUUCCCCAGACACGUCGGUUUUGCCCAAGGAGCGCAAGCUGGCCAGCUGGGCCCCUCACAACCUCAGGCACCAUCACAGACCCAGCAGGGCCCUAAUCAUAUGAUGCCCUAUGUAUUUCCCUUCAAAAUGCCUCAAGAACAAGCACAGAUGCUUCAAUACUAUCCGGUGUACAUGCUCCUACCCUGGGAACAACCUCAACAAACAGUCACUCAGUCACCCCAACAAACAGGGCAACAAAAAUUUGAGGAACAGAUGCCAUUCUAUUCUCAAUUUGAAUAUAUUCCGCAACAAGAAGAACCUGGUGUACCAGGAGGACAACAGCAAUUGGCUCUUGAUACCCUCUUAGGCACAGCUCCUGAAACUGUUGUGAUGCCAGGAGGAGGAGUGCUACCAUAUUUACAGAAAGAAGUGAUAAAAUUUAGACAUGACAGUGCAGGAGCUUUCAUGCCUUCCACCUCACCAACACCCAGCAACACCAAGGCUUUUGCUUCUGCUCUAAAUCCAACUAUUGCCUCAGUGCUUCCAGAAGAGAAGGCCAAGACUGAUAACCUAAGAGAACCAUAA
This is a messenger RNA of Urocitellus parryii (Arctic ground squirrel), 840 nucleotides long. RefSeq names its product odontogenic, ameloblast associated (gene Odam). The record is from RefSeq and is a predicted model, not a curated record. Lineage: Eukaryota; Metazoa; Chordata; Mammalia; Rodentia; Sciuridae. Gene Ontology annotation, cellular component: nucleus; cytoplasm. Gene Ontology annotation, biological process: odontogenesis of dentin-containing tooth.